AGAAAACUGUCCCAUUCUACCCGGAAGUACCUACCACAAGAGGUUUGACCUUCUUCCACACAUCUGGAACAUCAGAGACAAGUAUGGCGUAUUUACAAAUUGUUGUAGUUGGGUGGAAGAUAAAGCCUUAGCCUCGAGUGUCCUGGUCUCUGAAAAAGAAAUUCAGGAGUUUUUUGGAAUUUUGAUUUCUUACCAAGUAAAAGUGAAGAUGUACAUUGGUUCACUUAACCCUUUACCUGGAGGUGACAGCAGUGUAUUUUUACCCUUUUUCCUGAUGUACCGUAAUCCAGCCAAGUCACAAAAUAAUGACGUAUUGGAUUCAGAACACAGUUCACCAAUUCCUUUGAUCAACUCCAUCAACUAUAAGAAAAAGGAUAAUAGUAACUCGGACAAAGACAACUAUAAUUGUUCCGAGGAUUUCAAUGUUGACGAUCUUGCUCAAGUCCGAGUCCGCCGUGUUCCUCUUAUCGCAUAAUUCUUAUACUGGCUGCGGCGUGUCGUAGUUUCUUGUAUUGUGUUAGUAUUUUUGUUGUUUUUUUAUAUAUAUUUGAAUUUUAAGAAUAUUUUUUUUUAUUAAUGGAAACUUAACAAAAUAAAUGUUCGAGCGAAAUCCAAAAUGUAUUUAUUGAACGUAAUCCUCUAAUAAAUAAAUUGCGAACUAGCUCCAAGAUUUAUUUUGUUUAGUUUUUUUACAUGUCUGAACUUAGUAAACCCUGAAGAUAGGUCUUUA
Molecule: messenger RNA, 730 nt
Organism: Limulus polyphemus (Atlantic horseshoe crab)
Lineage: Eukaryota; Metazoa; Arthropoda; Merostomata; Xiphosura; Limulidae
Product: phosrestin-2-like
Exons: 3
Biological process (GO): G protein-coupled receptor internalization; signal transduction
Cellular component (GO): cytoplasm
Molecular function (GO): G protein-coupled receptor binding
Source: RefSeq, a predicted model, not a curated record